Poecilia reticulata (guppy) is the source of this 2133-nucleotide messenger RNA. RefSeq names its product kelch domain containing 3-like (gene klhdc3l). Gene Ontology annotation, molecular function: protein binding. Lineage: Eukaryota; Metazoa; Chordata; Actinopteri; Cyprinodontiformes; Poeciliidae. Gene Ontology annotation, cellular component: Golgi apparatus. The record is from RefSeq and is a predicted model, not a curated record.
GUUACGCUCAGAUUCCGAUCUGAGAGUCGAAAACGAGGAGAAGAAGAAGAAGAAGACGAAGAAUACGUCCUGGAAAGUUCACAUGCCGACCCGGAUGGGCUGAAAGAUGCCAGGUAACCCCUGCCUGUGGACGCCGCUCCCUCAGAGCAGCCCCUGUCCGUGUGACCGCUACAAGCACGCCUGCUGCAGCUACGACGGGGACGUCUACGUCCUGGGGGGAAGAGACAACAGCUGCCUGGGAGACUUCUGGAAGUACAGCGUUGUGUUGGAUGAAUGGACCAGGCUGAGCUGCUCAGGCAAAGCUGCACCAGAGGAGCUGGAGCAGCACUCUAUGGUGGCUCAUAAGGGUUUCCUGUAUGUGUUUGGAGGCAUGUGGGAUUCUGCAUACACUGGGCGGCGAUGCCCCCUGUGGGUGUUUGAUGUCGUAAAUCAGAAGUGGGUUUCCUGCCAGGGGAAGACCAGCUCCCCUCAGAGCCAAAGGCCGAGCAACCGGAAAGGCCACAGCGCCGUGGUGCUCGGCUCUGCCAUGCUCGUCUACGGAGGCUUCAUGGACAUAAAGGGAUCCCUGCAGGAGUUCUGGAGUUUAAACCUCAAUACGACGGCUUGGUCUGGCCUGAGCGGUUCUGAUCGGGGAGCGUCCGUUCCUGGGCCCAGACACAAUCACUCCGCCGUGGCCUACCAGAACUGCAUGUUCCUGUUCGGAGGCCUGAAGGGUCUGCGGGAGCAGAGGGACUUCUGGAGCUGGAACAGCACCAAUCACACAUGGACCUGCCUCAAGCCGGGCCCCCCUCGGCUGAUGGGCCACGCCGCCGUGACCUACAGGGACAGCAUGCUGCUGUUCGGAGGCGGUGAAAGCCAGAGCUCCCCCAGCAGGAGCCUGUGGAGGUACAGCUUCUCCUCCCACACCUGGAGCCAGGUGGCCUCGCUGCCAGACUCCGACGCUCCGAACCGGAUUCACCACUGCUGCGCCGGACUCGGCCGCAGCUACGAGCCCGACGCCGGCGGCUCCGGAUCAGCCCUGCAGCCGACGCCGCAGGAAGCCAAACCCAGACAUUUCAAAAACAAGUGCUUCCCCGUCUCCCGCUCGGACAUAGAGAUGAAGACAUUCAGCAAAAUGUCUUCAGACGUGGACGCACAGAGCGACAGUCAGCCUGACCCCCAGCUGACGGAGAACAGCUUGACGUUUGAGAAUAAAGCCUUCAGGAGGCAGUGGAGCUGCGCCGACGAGCUGCUGCUCGACCAGGAGGACGGAGACAUCUUAAAGAACCUGCCUGACACGCUGCUGGUGCUGGGAGGGCGACCGCACAGCAGAUACAGCCCCAUCUGCGUCUGGAGCAUGACCCUGACCGAGUCCUAACAGCCACCGAGCCUUUACUGACACAGAACAAUGCCAAAUAGUAACAAGUAUUUUAGAUUAUAAUACGAAAGACGGAGGUAAAUUUGACAAAGACCAGCGGCUGGGCUUCUGAAGAUUUCACAGAGCAUUCCUCUAUUCUAAUGAGGUUCGUUUGGCAGGAGCUCACACUGCAAAAAUCACAAAGUAUUAACAAGUAUUGCUGUUUAGUUUUUACUACAAAACUUAUUUAUCCACCAGAAACUUUUCAGUAAGAUAAAGGAGCUUGUUUUAAGUCUAAUUUCUUAACGCUGAUGAAACAUUAGUAGUUCUACUGGCAGGUAGUUUCACUUAAAACAAUAUUUCUUUUCCAUAUUAUAAGUAAAAUAGUCCACCAGUGGAAGUAGUACUUUAGUACUAGUAAAAUGAAGUCAUGUUACUAGUAUAAAGUUGUAAUAUUAAUCAAGUUAAUAUAAACAUAAUGCAGCCACCAACUGUGGAAACAGUAACAUCACAUUUUGUCAAGUUUCAUUAAAAUCAUCGACACAUCAGAUAUGUUCCAGUUAUUAAUGUUCAAAAGCAACUCUAAACAGGUGGGUUUAUUAUUACUUUUGUUUUAUUUUCUUAUCGUUGCCCUGAUUGUUUGUUGUAACUGAAAUAUUUUCACCAGGAACUAGACAAAAAUACUUUGUAAGAUUUUGUGUUUUUGCAGUGAACCAGUGUUUUUCUGUCUAAUCUCUGUUCACCUCUGUUACUGACAACCUGUACAUAAAAGUUUAUAAAAACAGUUUUAUAUCAUC